Messenger RNA from Paraglomus brasilianum, 1131 nucleotides. The record is from the annotation of a GenBank genome assembly. Lineage: Eukaryota; Fungi; Glomeromycota; Glomeromycetes; Paraglomerales; Paraglomeraceae.
AUGCCCAAGUUUUCUCUGGAAUCCAUCAUACGUCCAAACAUUUUGUCACUAAAACCAUAUCGCUGUGCACGAGACGAUUACGCAACCGGUAUACUCCUUGAUGCAAACGAAAAUUCCUUUGGAUCGGUGAUUAACUCUUCCGCAGAAAGUCUGAACAGAUACCCAGAUCCCUAUCAAUUAGAUGUUAAAGAACGGUUUAUUGACUUUCGAGGAAUAGCAUCUGUUGAUAAUACAUUUCUUGGUGUUGGAUCCGACGAAAUCAUGGAUUUGCUUAUGCGGAUAUGCUGCAUUCCAGGAAAGGAUAAAAUAUUGGUUACUCCGCCUACCUACGGAAUGUAUUCUGUCUGUGCUAAGAUCAAUGAUGUGGAAGUUGUCAAAGUCAAUUUGGAUGGACGAUUUCAAUUAAGAACCGACGAAAUAUCAAAGACACUCUCCGAGGUUCCCAAUAUUAAAAUAGUUUUCCUUUGCUCACCAGGAAAUCCAACGGGAACUGCAUUGUCUCAUGAGAGUAUAAAAGCAAUAUUGGAAGAUGUGAAUCUUAGGGGAUUGGUCGUAGUGGAUGAAGCUUAUAUUGAUUUCGUAAGUGAAGAGAGGGAAGGCAGUGUGGCCGAAUGGGUUGAAAAAUACGACAAUUUAGUCGUUAUGCAGACUUUGAGUAAGAGUUUUGGUCUAGCUGGGAUUAGACUUGGAAUAGCUAUAGCGAAUCCGUUCAUUAUCAACAUGCUGAACAACACAAAGGCUCCAUACAACAUCAACUUGAUGACCUCCCAAGUGGCCCUAUCUGCUCUUCAACCAGACGCAAUUGCCAAAAUGCGAUCUAUGGUAUCUCUAAUUCGCGCUGAACGCGCCAAACUACUCUCAUCCAUUGCCAACAUCCCUAGUGUUGCUAAUAUUCUUGGUGCAAACGAUGCUAAUUUCAUCCUUGUUCAAAUUGUUGAUGGCAACGGAAAGCCCAGUAAUGACCGUGCUCAAUAUGUGUAUAAACAAUUAGCUGAAAAAUUGGGGGUUGUUGUUAGAUUUCGUGGGCAUGAAUACGGAUGUGAAGGCAGUUUGAGGAUUACGAUUGGGACCCCUGAACAGAAUGAGGCUCUGUUGACCAAGUUACGGGAAGUUUUAGGUGAAAGUUUCUAA